This is a messenger RNA of Suillus bovinus, 321 nucleotides long. RefSeq lists its product as uncharacterized. NCBI's taxonomy places the organism in Eukaryota, Fungi, Basidiomycota, Agaricomycetes, Boletales, Suillaceae. The coding region runs from base 1 to 321 and encodes 106 amino acids. The record is from RefSeq and is a predicted model, not a curated record. The transcript has 3 exons.
AUGGCACCCAAAUCCAUCCCAUUCUCGGUCCUCGCCCUCUUCCUUUUUGCUUGCCGAUCCUUCCUUGCGUGUGCAAGUCCCAUCCCCAUCAUUCUUCCACCCAGUGAGGGCAUCGCUCUUUUCAAGGAUGUCGUUGCUCGCGAGGCUUUGCUCGAGGUUGAUUUAUUGAGACGCGAGCCUGCUCUGCUUUUGGAGCUGCAUGAAGCCGCCGCCGCCUUGGUACGAGACGAAGACGGAGGACCCAUCGCGGAACCCUCCGUACUCCUCGAUGAUCCUGACAAUGGUCUGGAGGCCCGUAUAUGUCGUUAUGGAUGCCUAUAA